Megalobrama amblycephala (Wuchang bream) is the source of this 3137-nucleotide messenger RNA. RefSeq names its product scavenger receptor cysteine-rich type 1 protein M130-like. Bases 1 to 2814 code for a protein of 937 amino acids. The record is from RefSeq and is a predicted model, not a curated record. Gene Ontology annotation, cellular component: membrane. The transcript has 17 exons. NCBI's taxonomy places the organism in Eukaryota, Metazoa, Chordata, Actinopteri, Cypriniformes, Xenocyprididae.
AUGUGGACACAAGAGAUUCAAUGCAGAGGAAACGAGUCUCAGAUUCACCUCUGUCCAACGUCCUCACACGAAAGCUGUUCACAUGAUAAGUACCAGAGGCUGUUCUGUGCUGAUAAAAAGAAUGUGAGGCUGGUUGGUGGUCCCAGUCGCUGUGCUGGUAGAGUGGAGGUUCAUCAUAGAGGUCAGUGGGGAACAGUAUGUCAUUAUGCCUGGGAUUUGGUUGCUGCUGCAGUGGUGUGUAGAGAGCUGGACUGUGGAGAACCUGUAGAUGCUCUGGGUGAUGCUCAUUUUGGACCAGGAUCAGGACCAAUCUGGAUGGGUGGUACAUUAUGUGCUGGAUCAGAGUCUACCCUGAAGAAUUGUGGGUCAGGAGGAUGGAGCAUACAUACAUGUACUAACAAUUAUGAUGCCAGUGUCAUCUGUUCGGGUCAUAAAGCUUCCAGACUUGUUAAUGGAUCUCACCUCUGCUCUGGGAGGUUAGAGAUACUUGAUGAUCAGUCGUGGGUUUCAGUGUGUGCUGCUGCCUUUGACCAGCAGGAUGCAGAGGUUGUGUGUAGAGAGCUGGACUGUGGGGCUCCUGUACAGGUGCUGGGAGAAGAUGCUUUUGGAAAAGGAGAUGCUCAGAUGUGGACACAAGAGAUUCAGUGCAGAGGAAAUGAGUCUCAGAUUUCAUUCUGUUCAAUAUCAUUGCCACAGAAACACAACUGCACCAGUGACAAUAAUGUGGGCCUGAUCUGUUCUGGUUACACAGAGGCCAAACUGAUGAAUGGUUCAGACUCUUGUUCUGGAAGAGUGGAGCUUCGGUUCAUCAAUAAGUGGGGCACAGUGUGUGAUGCAUGCUGGGAUAUGAGAGCUGCCAGUGUCCUCUGUAGACAGCUGAAUUGUGGGAUUGCUAUGUCUGUUGUGGGAUCAGACUGGUUUGGCGAAGGAAGUGGUGAAAUCUGGGCUGAUGUGUUUGAUUGUGACGGGAAUGAAUCAAAACUCUCAGAAUGUUCCAUCUCUUCAUGGAGUCGAGCUGAAUGUUCUCAUAGACGAGAUGUUGGAGUCAUCUGCUCUGAGAGUGAAGCUCAUCUGGGGAACUGCAGCUCUCCACAAACUCUCAAAUGCAGCUCCACAAAACAGCUGUCAAUCACAAACUUUGGUCGUGGGUCCAUCAGGCUGGUGGGUUCUGGGGGAGACUGUGCAGGGAGGCUGGAGGUUUUUCACAGCGGCUCAUGGGGGACAGUGUGUGAUGACUCCUGGGAUAUUAAAGAUGCCCAUGUGGUGUGCAGACAGCUGCAGUGUGGAGUGGCCCUCAGUAACCAGCAGGUACCAGCCUGGUUUGGUCCUGGUUCUGGACCCAUAUGGCUGGAUGAGGUGGAGUGUGAGGGGAAUGAGACGUCCCUGUGGAGCUGCUCUUCUCCAGGCUGGGGAAAACAUGACUGUCAACACAAGGAGGAUGUAGGAGUCGUGUGCUCAGAGUUUAAAGAGAUCAGGUUAACUGAGGGCUGUGAAGGGAAUGUGGAGGUUUUCUACAAUGGAUCCUGGGGUAAUGUGUGUUACAAUAAGAUGGACAGAGACACAGCGAGUCUGAUCUGUCAAGAGCUGAACUGUGGAAGAUCUGGUGUUUUGUCUGCUUCUACACCAAGAGUUGAAUCAGCUUGUAACUGGCUGGAUAAAGUGAAAUGUCGGCCACAUGAUUCAAAUCUGUGGCAGUGUCCAUCUUCACCCUGGGGACAGAAUGACUGUGGUGAAGAUGAAGUGGCCAAAAUCACCUGCUUGGAACAGGAGAGUCAUGAGUCUCCUAGAAGCUCUUUGUCAUGCUCCACAUCUCCACAUCAGAGACAGUGUUCAGAUCAUGUUCCUCUCAGACUGAGUGGAGGGGAGGGCCGGUGCUCUGGGAGGCUGGAGGUGUAUCAUAACGCUGUGUGGGGCUCAGUCUGUGAUGAUCUGUGGGACAUCAGCGAUGCUCAGGUGGUCUGCAGGCAGCUGGGUUGUGGAGCAGCACUGAGGGCUGAUGAGAAUUCAGGCUUUGGUGCUGGUGAAGGUGUUGUGUGGCUGAACGGAGUCGAGUGCAGAGGGAAUGAGAUUCACCUGUGGGACUGUCCUCUCUCCCUGAAGAACCACACUGACUGCUCCAACAAAGAUCACGCUGGACUCACCUGUGCAGAUUUGUCAGUGUCCACUACUCCUGCCACAACAACAUCAUCUUCUCCUCCAGUUUCUCAGACAGUGAGCUCAACAUCAGUCUCUCAUCCACAAACUCCUCCGUCUCUCUCUGUGCUUGUGAUUGUACUGGGAGUUGUGCUCUUACUGCUCUUAGUGCCACUGCUUAUACUGAUUCAGCAGAACAGAGUGAUGAGGAGAGCUCUCUCUAAGAGGAGACACAGGAGCACGACUGAGGCCGUUUAUGAGGAGAUUCAUCACAGACCCACUAACAGACACAGUCUCUUCACUCAGAGGGGAAGUGUCCUUUCUACCGAACAGCAUUCUGGGUAUGAAGAUGCUGAUAAGCUUCUUUCAGCAAAUUCUGCAGUAGGAGUGAAAACUGAUUACUAUGAUGAUGUCAUCACCACUGAAGGACCAGCAGUAGAGCAACAAAAGACACCAGAGAAUUAUGAUGAUGUAAUCAUUGCUGAACGGAGACCUCAUGAUACAGAUGACUCAGCAGAAAACUAUGAUGAUGUCGUCAUCGUACGGCAGAUUUCCAAUGAUAAAAAAGAGGACGAUCAGGAGGGGUAUGAUGAUGUGAAGAACGUCAGGGAAUAUAUGAGUGACAUGUUUGACUAUGAUGAUGUGGAGGAAGAUCCAGAAAAACAUGGAAGCGCUGUAUAACUCAAACCACACACACACACACACCGCCUCAAAUCAAAGUUUAUAAGUGGUCUGAAAAGUAUUUAUGAUCCCAUACUGUUUUACCUGCAGUCCAGCAAUGUUUUAUGUUGCACUUUGCAUUGAAAUCUUUUAAUUUUUCCAUAUGUUUUUGUAGAUCAUGCUAACAAAAAUAUACUUGCGUUCCUUUUGAAUGUAAACCCACUGGUGGACUUUUAUAUUUUAAAAAUUGUUGGAAUUUAAAUCAUAAAAUUAUAAAAUAUUAAAGGAUUAGUUCACUAGUUCCCAAAAUGAAAAUUUAAUUUAAUUGAGCCCAAAGAGUUGAA